UGUGUUUUUUGCUAACAGGGCAGAGGCACCUUUUAAAGAAAGCACUGGCUCUCUUAUACUGAGAACUUUCUUGCUGAUAUUUAUUUUUUACAUUUAUAUCCCACUCUUCCUCCGAGGAGCUCAGAGUGCUGUACAUGGUUAUUUUUAUCUUCACAACAACCCUGUGAGGUAGGUUAGGAUGAGAGAUACAGGAGUCACCCAGUGAGUUUCAUGGUUGAACGAGGAUUUGAACUCGGGUCUUCCCAGUCCUAGUCCAACACACUAACCAAGCUAUGCUGGCUCUAAGGAAAGAAUAUAAAUAUUCUUAGAAAUAAUAACUGCCAGAUGAUGUAGAAAGAAGAGGGUUGGGACUGGAGUCCAAUUUUAAAAGCAAAAGGGAUGCACUGGGGGCAGGGGAGAGCUCAGCCCCGCCCCCCUGCCCUAGGCUUUUCUUCUCCAUAAGGGGCUGGGCUGGAAGGUUCUGUAUACUGCACCUGUGUGGCUCUUUGGCUUCUAAAAUUGGACUUCACUCAUCUUUCUAAAACGUUGGAGGCAGUUUUGUGUUUCAACUGAACAGGUAAAUGCCACCUGUAGUUUGGCCUAAAGGGGAGCAAUAUUUUUGCUGAGAAGGUUAACACUCAUUCCAGUUGUGGUGUGUUAGUAUAAUGUAUAGAGACCUUUACUGGAUUUUUCACCAAACUAGCAACUCUAAGUGGAACUCUGUAGCAGGGUUAAACAAAGGCAGGGAAAGGUAUUCACACAGCUAUGCAAAUAGUUUCCAGUCAUAUUAGAUAAGUAGCUUCAGAGUCUGUUGUUAAUUAUUAGGAGACACUUUCAAAAUGGGGAAGUUGAGGGACAGUAAUGUAAUGUCACAGGGUUUACUAGAUGGAAAUGCUUUACCUUAUCUUUUCCUUGAGGGCCAGAAUAAAGUAGUCCAAGGCCUGUUAUGGUAUCUUAUAUGGUGCCUUAUGUUCCAGUUCUUUUAAUAUUUAUAGGCAUUGUGUAGUAUUGAAGUGGCUUAGCAACUUUGAACCUUAGCAACUUUGCCCCACUGGGGUUCCUGUAUAUGAUCGCAGUUCAACAAGAUGUUUGUGCUUGAUUUUAAAUAUACAUGCCUCUUUUUUUGCAUUCCCUUUGCAAUAUGGAAGUCACGGCAGCGCAGCACUUCCUCAUGCCACUCAGGUAACGUGAGAUACUGUGUCCCCGAAGGAACCCAUGCUGAAGCUUUUCUGCACACCACUAUCACCCUAGUUUCUAGGAAGAAUGGCAUUGGCAUUGGAAAAAGCUGCUGUUUGGGUCCCUCUUAAUAUAAAUGGUCUGGGGCUUCUUGCAUUACUUGAGUGUUCAAGUGAAGAGAGAGACUGCAGCAGUUCCCAUGCCACAAAUGAAACUAGAAGGGAGUCAAAGUGAUUAUGAACAGUGAGCCUUGAGGAUGGCAGCAGAAACCAAUUGUGUCCAUUCAGCAUUUGAGCUGGCAGAAGCAAAUGAUGGCAAAUGGAAUUCCCACCCUAAGCGCUUCCUGGAGCCUAUAGAAAAGAGCACUGAUAUCAAAGCAGGGAUAGUGAAGAAGGUGAAGGAAACUUGCAGCUGCACCCCAGCUAGAGCCAAAGACUUGCUUCUCAGUUUCCUGCCAGUCCUGAAGUGGCUGCCCAAGUACAAGCUGAAAGAGAAUAUCUUGGGAGAUCUGAUGUCUGGUUUGAUUGUGGGCAUCUUGUUGGUUCCACAGUCUAUUGCCUAUUCUCUGUUGGCUGGCCAAGAACCUAUCUAUGGUCUGUAUACAUCAUUUUUUGCCAGCAUUAUUUAUUUCCUGUUUGGAACUUCUCGUCACAUCUCCGUUGGCAUUUUUGGUGUACUCUGCCUGAUGGUGGGAGAAGUGGUGGACCGUGAAGUGCAGAGGGCUGGAUAUGAUUUGGAAUCAAGUAUUCCUAGCAGUCAUCAAAUAGACGCCUACUUAAAUAGCAGCACGCUGAGGCCUCUGACAGUGAACCAGAUGUCACCAAUGUCGUGUGAUAGAAGUUGCUAUGCAAUUACUGUUGGAGCCACUUUGACUUUUAUAGCUGGGAUUUAUCAGGUUGCCAUGGGCUUCUUCCAGGUGGGCUUUGUCUCUGUGUACCUCUCUGAUUCCUUGCUCAGUGGAUUUGUUACAGGAGCUUCUUUCACCAUCCUUACCUCACAAGUGAAAUACCUCUUGGGCCUAGACAUUCCUCGGAGCAAUGGCAUUGGUUCCCUUGUAACCACUUGGAUAAACAUAUUCAGAAACAUUCACAAAACCAACCUCUGUGAUGUCAUCACCAGCUUCUUGUGCCUUCUUGUUCUUAUACCAACCAAAGAGAUAAAUGAACGAUUCAAAUCCAAACUUAAGGCUCCCUUGCCCACUGAACUGGUGGUGGUUGUGGUAGCUACCCUGGCAUCUCAUUUUGGGAAGUUCAAAGAGAAGUAUGACUCCAGUGUUUCUGGACACAUCCCAACUGGGUUUCUGCCACCACAACCACCAGAUUGGACUCUUAUUCCCAGUGUGGCUAUAGAUGCAGUGGCCAUAGCCAUUAUUGGUUUUGCCAUUACUGUGUCUCUCUCUGAGAUGUUUGCCAAGAAGCAUGGCUACACAGUUAAACCCAACCAGGAAAUGUAUGCCAUCGGUUUCUGCAACAUCAUUCCUUCUUUCUUCCACUGUUUCACAACCAGUGCAGCUCUUGCCAAGACACUUGUCAAAGAGUCAACUGGCUGUAAGACUCAGAUCUCUGGUGUAGUCACUGGCUUGGUCAUCUUGUUAGUCCUCCUUGUGAUUGCUCCCCUGUUCUAUUCCCUUCAGAAAUGUGUCCUAGGAGUUAUAACUAUUGUCAAUCUCAGAGGAGCCUUGCGGAAAUUCGAGGACUUACCCAAAAUGUGGCGGCUAAGCAAAGUGGACACAGUGAUCUGGUUUGUCACCAUGUUAUCAUCAGCACUGAUAAGUACUGAACUUGGUCUUCUGAUCGGAGUCUGCUUCUCCAUGUUUUGUAUCAUUGUGCGGACUCAGAGACCAGAAGGACAAUUACUGGGCUGGGUCCCAGAAUCUGAAAUCUAUGAACCUCUUCCCGCAUACAAGGACCUUCAGACAAAGCCAGGUAUCAAAAUCUUUCGUUAUGAAGCACCUCUCUACUAUGCCAAUAAAGAGAACUUCAAGUCCAUGCUGUACAAGCGGACUGGAGUCAACCCUUUGUUGGAGCUGGCAGCAAAGAGAAAGGUAGAAAAGCAAAAGCUGAGUGGGAAAAUGGCCAAUUCCAAUGGAAACCCAGCAGAAGUCUCUGUACAGCUUGUCACUCAGCCGUUGGCAUUUCAUACCAUUGUGAUCGACUGCUGUGCAGUGCAAUUCUUAGAUACAGCAGGGAUCCACACUCUCAAAGAAGUUCACAAAGAUUAUGGGGAAAUUGGCAUCCAGGUACUGCUGGCUCGGUGCAAUCCUGAUGUGAGGGAUUCUCUGCACCGAGGGGAGUACAUUAAAAAAGGGGAAAAAACUUUCCUCUUCCAUAGUGUGCACCAAGCUGUGGAAUAUACGUUAUGUGCUGAUAGGCAGAAUGGGUGCUAUGCAUCUGAAGCUUAGUGGAAGUAAAAAGUUCACCCUGAAUAUUCACAAACUUCCAAAAUGGCAGAGUGUGUGUGUGACGAUGGACAUGCAGUCACACAUUUAAAUUGAUAUGCUAUUGAUUUUACAAUAUCGUAAACAUGUGUUUUGAUGCUUUACUUUUGCUCUGCUGGAUAGGGCAUUUAGAAAGCAGUAAUUACUAGUGUGUGGUGAUGUGGACAGCCAUCUCCACAUUUCUCUCAGAACAAAUACUUUUAAAGCUAGAAGUGCCUCACACAUCACCUUUUGAUGCUUUCAAGUCCCAAGUUUUCCAUCUUGCAUUGAUGCCUACACAUAUUUGGUCUUGUGGAGAUAACACUAUCUUUCUGGUUGGGACUUUGCCUUAAAACAGUAAAUGUGUCAUUUUAUCGAGCUGAUUAGUUAGAACAGUCAUUCUCUAGUGCAGAGCUUUUCUAGGUCUCUUACUCCCUGAUGUGUCCAAAAGGUUAUUAAGAACAUACAUAUGGCUGAGGUUUGACUUGUUGACUGGGUCUUCUGCUGAUCAUAAGUGCCUUUAUGGAGAUUUGAAAUGGUGAGGAGACACUGGCUGACAUCCUGACUAAAGAAGCCCUUGCAGAAGGAUGUUCCAAUAGUGCGAGGCUGCUGCACUGGCUACUUGCUCUGUGCCUGGAGCUUGCAUUCCAGACUGGUGUUGGGCAACAGCAAGCAUGCUUGCACAACAGUUGCACAACCUGGGGCAGGCCUCAUUUGUGUUAAACACAACUUUUGCACAAUAGAGCUAGAGUGCCUUUCCACAAAUCCCUGUUUUUCAACACAGCUAUGUGACCCCGUUUUGGUAGCACAGCUUUCUUUUGGUAGCCGAAGCACUUCAUUACUUGGUAUAUCAGCCACUUUUAACAGUUUUAUAAUUUGAUUUUUAAAGUUGUGUGUUUUGUAACCUAUGAAGCAAACUGGGCACUUAAUUAUUUGGAAACCAAAGCACUGACCAAUGCAUGGUGACUGCAGAGUAAUCGGAGCCUGCAAAGCUCAUUUGUAAAUAGUUGCCCUCCGUGUACAUCACACAUACACACACAAGAGAAGCAGGUAAUGGGGGUCUUCCUCUGGAAACUAGCAGCUAUUGCAUGACAGGGAUAUGCAAGAAUGAAAUAAAAACCUCUUAUGGCCACUUUCAGCCCAAGAGCCCCCCCCCCACCCCACAUUACCUGUUAGUGAUACUGGAGCUAUUUAAGUUCUGAAUUAUGUGUCUGCAUGUUCAGUUGUAAAGGAUUUGUUUUGUUGGGUGGUGGGAAGGAAACAUUCUUUUGCAUAAUUUUUCUAACUACUAUUUCUAUUUUAAAAUGUUCUGGAAAAGAACAUAAGAAUGGGAGGAAGAAAGGAAGCUCUGUAACUCCUCUGUGUAAUUAUUAGCUUUCUUAGCACAUGAGAACAAGAGUUUUAACAUCUUAAUACAGGAGAUUGUUAUGCAAAGACUUUUCCUGUUCAGCCUCUUUUGUAAGCAUUGCAAACUGUCAUAGAUACCAGCCACCGUAAAAUGCCUAGUAGAUCAUCCAACACUUAUUCUGGCAAGUGUAGAAUCCCUGCAUUAUGGGAUUCUAUGCAACACAGGGUUUUAAAAACUGAAAUACAUAGCAAGCAAUGUUCCUUCUAAUUUUUAUCAUGAGUGGGAAUAAUUUUGUACUGGUCGGUAGUAUCAAGGCAGUGUUCAUGCUCGCAUGCUCUCACACACACACACGGAAAGUAUUAAUGUGCCACGCAAAGCACGACACACAAAAUUUUUAAAUUUCUUUUAAAAAUCAAUUAUCAAGGAAUUAAUGCAUGCGCGUGCGCACACACACACACACAGAGAAGGAAUUAAUGUGCGUGCACAUGCGCGUGCACACACACCAGGAAGGAAUUAAUGUGCACACGCCCACACACACACCGGGGAAGAAUUAAUACACGUAUGUACACACACAUUUUAAAAUCUUUUUAGAUUUUUAUUAAUUAUCAAGGGAUUAAUGCAUGCACACGCACACACCAGGAAGAAAUUAGUGCUUUUGAAUAAAUUUGAUGACAGGGUUGCUUUUUGUUUGAUGUUAUAUUAUUUUUUAAACUCCAGUGUUUUAGGAUUU
Messenger RNA from Hemicordylus capensis (graceful crag lizard), 5649 nucleotides. Its product is annotated as sulfate transporter-like. Gene Ontology annotation, cellular component: membrane. Gene Ontology annotation, biological process: transmembrane transport. The coding region runs from base 1412 to 3556 and encodes 714 amino acids. Gene Ontology annotation, molecular function: secondary active sulfate transmembrane transporter activity; chloride transmembrane transporter activity; oxalate transmembrane transporter activity. NCBI's taxonomy places the organism in Eukaryota, Metazoa, Chordata, Lepidosauria, Squamata, Cordylidae. The transcript is spliced from 3 exons. The record is from RefSeq and is a predicted model, not a curated record.